CACGCGCAUGUUGGGUCAGGCUGUUGGUUCAACUUUUCAGUCUUCAUUCAUUAGUAGAUUUUGGAUCCACUGCAGGAAUAAUGAUGUACUGUAGAACGGCUUGGCAAAGACUCGCGCCUCUGGCAAGCAAAACACUCUCUCCGUUAUCCAGAAAUGCUGUACCAACACGUCAGAUGUCCUUUGGACUACCUGCAUCAGGCACAAACAUCGCCUACAUGAUGCUUGGUGGAGGCUCACUAACUGUUGCUCUUAUUUAUGCUUAUAAGACAAUAAACUCUGACAGCACAAGAUAUAAUGACAGAAUCGCUCCAAUCGAUGCCAGACCUAAGAGAGUAGCAGUCGCAGUGGCCGAGGCAUCCCCAGAAGCAGCCUCAGCUGUGGAAACUGAAGCAGUGGAACGUUCCACCAUCGCUGAGACCACCGUCGCAGAGCCUAUCAUUGAGGUGGUUGCUGCAGAACUCACCCCUGCUGCUGCAGAGGCUUCUGCUAGUGAGGCUUUUGUUGCUUCAGAAGAAGCUCCUGCAGAACUCUUGGUUGCUGCAGCAGUAGAGGCUGAGGAAUCCAUUGUAGAGGCGGUAGCACCUGCAAUUGAGGAACCCGCUACACCUCUUGUUGAGGAUGUUGCAACUGAGGCUCCCGUUGCAGAGACAGCUGCUUUCCACAUGUCUGACCUACAGAGCACUGUGAAAAUCAUUGCUGGGUCUACAGCAGAGAUUGCAGCUGCUUCAGUUGGAGAUGAGCAUUUGGUGGCAGCAGUGAGGCUGACUGAAGAGAAGAGUUCUGUGGAGACCCUUAAUGAGUUGGAGGUUGCUGAUGUUAAAGCAGAGGUCCUAGCAGAAGCAUCUGUAACUGAAGAAGCAAAAACAGAAGGGGAACUGGAAGAACAGCCCUCAACACCUGCAGUAGAAAAGGUUACAGUUGAAGCAGCAGCAGUGGACAAUGUCGAGUCUGAGGCAGACAGCCCUGUUGAAGUUGAAGUUUCCAUUGAAGUCUCUGCCUCAGUAGCAGGAGCCUUUGAGGAACUCGUUGUUAUAGACAUGGAGGAAGAGAAUACAUUGUGUCAUGAGCCAGUCGACACAGAAAUUGAGCAUGUAGACAUUACAAUGCCACCAGCGGCCCUGGAGAAAGCACUACAGACCACAACACAGGCAUCACAGGAAAUUGUUACUCAAACAAUGGAUGAUGUGGAGGAAGCUAAGCCAGCUGAAGUUGCAGAAGAAGCUGUUGAAAGUGAAAAUAUUAUGAUGGCCAUGCCGCAAGCAUGAGGUGAACAUUCCACAGAAAGCAAGACUGAAAACAAUAUAAACCAAAGGAUCUAACAUACAGAAUACAUAAAUAAAUUAUAUACAAUACUGCUUCUAUAGUCAUGAGAUGACUGUGGUGAUCUUAUUCUUUCCACUUGAAAAGGACAUACUCUUCAAAGAGAACAGUAUUUUUAUGAUAUUUCAUCAUUUACAGUCUCUGUUAGUCUCUGUCUUUUUAGGCUAAAUUAAUGUCCUUUUACUCAAAGAGACCUAGAUCAUAGAGGGAAAGUUUCAGUAACAGGUAUUAUAAAAUGAAAAUGUCAGAAAUACACAACAUAGCCAUACCAAUAAUAUUGUGUUUGUUGAUUGAGUUAGAAAUCAUGCUGUCACAUCCACACCCGAAGUUCAUCAACUUUAUUUACAAUUGAAUAUUACCUACCACUCACAUUUUCAGUAUCUUGUCUGUGUCUGUUUCUGUAUUUCUGAACGUUGUUUUUCUUAGUCUUUCUCAAAACUGUUUAUUUUUACUUCUAUCUGGCAUUUUUUUUUUUUUUUUUUUUGUAUAUAUAAAUAUCUUUCAUUUUUAUUCAAGCAAAUUAUUUAUUUAAUUUAAAUUAUUUACUUUAUUGAAUUCCUCUGAAUUGUUCUUUAAUUUAAAUCAGUAACCAAAUAGUCUUGGACUUUUUACAGUAAUUUAUUUUUUUGAAACUGUAGAUGGUUUAAAGGUACAGAACCGGUUUUUGUAGUGAUUGAGAAGAAAUGAAAAAAAUCUGAUUUUGGUGCAAUCAAGGGUGUAGAUUUGGCUUCAACAUUAGGGGGUUGCAGCGUGAAGCAUUUACUUGUUUCCAUUAAUCAUGGUAUAAAUAUUGGGAGGGUUGCACUUACUUGUUUUGAUUAUUGGGGGGGGGGGUUAUCUCCCAUCCCCCUGGAAUCUACGCCCCUGGGUUCAAUUUUCAUUGUCAAAACAUUACUGUUGCAAAUAUAACUCAGAUCUGUGGCAUCAUGGAUGUUACUUUGAU
Molecule: messenger RNA, 2263 nt
Organism: Myxocyprinus asiaticus (Chinese sucker)
Lineage: Eukaryota; Metazoa; Chordata; Actinopteri; Cypriniformes; Catostomidae
Product: fibrous sheath CABYR-binding protein-like
Exons: 6
Coding region: 81-1265 (394 amino acids)
Biological process (GO): anterograde axonal transport
Cellular component (GO): mitochondrion
Source: RefSeq, a predicted model, not a curated record